GGAACUCUUUCAGAAAAAUACCAGACUCAUCGCCAAAAGUUUAAGUCUUAAGUUGCAAAUUACAUUAAAUAGUUUGAACAAGAAAAUCGACUGGAUAUUAAAGCACAUUUGAAAGGAUUAGAAAAUGACUAAAUGAUCUGAAAAAAUGGAAGAAGAAACAAAAACUUCAGUGUCAGAUCAGGACUUCAAGACAAUUAAAGAAUCUCAAAAUGAUUCCAACAUGAAUGCUGAAUCUGUUGCAAUAAUGAAUGGAGAUACAGUAGAUGGAUGUGAUAAUGUGCAGACCACAAUAGAUAGUGAAUCAGAUGGUAAAUCUGAGUCCAUUUCCACACCAUCUGGAGCAGAAAACAUCUCAGCAGAUCAAUCUGAAUCCAUAACAAUUCAAUCUGGAAUAGAAAGCAUUUCUGCAGAUAAAUCUGAAUCCAUUACAACCCCAUCUGAAAUGGAAAGUAUUUCUACUGAUCAAUCUGAAACAAUUACAACACUAUCUGUAGUAGAAAGCAUUCCAGCAGAUCAAUCUGAAUCAAUAACAACACCUUCUGAAAUGGAGAGUGUGUCUGGUAUAGACCCAUCUGAAUCAUUAUCUACAAAAAGUGUAGCUGAGAAAGAUGGUGAAGAUGAAGGUAUGGAAACUGAUGCUGAUGUAGAUGAAAAUUUACCGGAAGAUAGCAAAUUGGAUAGUGGAAAUGAGCAGAUAAAUAACGAUAUACUGGUAAAUGAAAGGAAAAAUACCGAUGAUGACUACAAUGUAAAGAAUGCUGAAAAUGUGAAUGGCGGAGAUAUUGAUGGGGAAGAGGAUAAAAUGAAAAACAAUGAGGAGAAGGAUAAAAUAGAAGACAUCGAGGAGGAAACAGUUGAAGCAGAUGGAAAAAUAAAAAGCAAUGAACAAUGUGGUGAUGAAGAAGAAGAAGAAGAAGAAGAAGAAAAUAACCUUACAAUAGAUGAAAGUCAGGCGGGUAAAAAUAAUGAUAAGUUGAUUAAGGAAAGUUGUGUCACAGAAGAUUCUCAAAAUAAGACUAAAGAUGAAGAUGAGAAAAAAGAUACUUCAACUGCUGAGUUAGAUUCAUCAACUGGUGAAACAGAAUUUAGUCAGUUCCUGUCAAAAACUCCUCAUGAAUUAGAAGAUGCUGAAAUGGGAAUCAUUAUCAAUGACAAAGAUAUCUUAAAGCCAGAAGAUGUUUUUGGAAGAGGGAAAAGAAGUAGAACACCUAAAACUGACAAUAUUUACACCAGUGAGUUUGAUGCUGAUCCUGAUUAUAACCCUAAGGAAGACAUGAGAGCACAGAGAUUUGUGAGAGAAUCAAGAUCAAAGCAAGCUAAACAAUUAUCUGAUGCGACUAUUACUACUACAACAAGCAAAAAUAGUACUGGCACACCAAAUACAUGUAUAGGUACACCUAUGAAGAAGCCAAAAUAUCCCAACCUUGAUAUUAAAUCAUUAGAACUCCCAGGAGAAUAUGGGUGGACAAGAGAGAUAGUAGUAAGAAAUACAUUUGAUGAUAACAAGAGAAGGCCUGCUGAUGUAUAUUAUAAACCUCCUAUUGGUAAAAAAUUGAGAUCCAUGGUAGAAGUUUCAGCUCACUUGAGACAACACAAGAUUUCAGACCUUACAGAGAACAAUUUUUCCUUUAUAAAGACUCCUAUCAGUAGUCCACCUUUUGAAAGUGUAAGAAAUGCUGGCAAACCACUAAGAAUAGGAAAGAAAAAGCCAGAAAUUGUAAUAGAGAAGGAUUCUGAUGAGCCAGCUAUUCCAUUCAAUGGGACCUCCUGUGAUGUGGAAACUCAAUCAGUAAUUACUAAAUCUCCAAGAGGCAGAAAGAGAAAACAUUCUGUUGGACCUGGAAGACCAGCAACAUCUACUACAAUCAUCAUAAAACAGACAAAAGAUGUGGUUCCUCCAAAAGAAAAGGAGGACAAGACAGAUGAAAAAGUUCCGUUUCUGUCAGAAAUGCAGCUGCAGAUAAAGACUGAACCUGUUGAUCCAGACGAACAAGAUAAAGAGGCUGCCAAGGAAGCAACCUUCCCAGAAUGCCCUCCGACAUUAGAAGAAACUAGAACUUCUCCUUCUAUGUCACCACCAAAAAAGAAGUUUUUUAAAUCAAAGGGUACAGCUAGGAAGAGUACCACACAAAAAUCAUUUAAAGCAGCAAUAAGUCCUGAGAGGAACAGUAAACUGGAAUCACUGUGUAAUUUAAAUUGUCCAGGACUGACUGGUCAGCCUCCAACAUUGCAGUGUAAUGUCUGUCUUUGUAUGUUCCAUCCUAAAUGUGUAAAUAUGUGCCAAACUGUUGACUCAUUUAUUUGUUUGAGAUGUAUCAACAAGGCUUGUUCCCCUGGGCCUGAUGGUUUAAUGAAUGUACCGUCUCCAGCCUUGUUAAACUGUGUCAAUAUAACACCUAAAGUAACUUCUAAUAUAUGCCAGUUCAUCAACACACCAAGUACUACAAGGCCCAGGUUAACCCCUGUUGUAGCCCCACAUUUGACUUCAACUACUGGUUAUAUGCCAUUGAAUAAAUUUCUAGCUAAAGCAUUAUCUAAAACGGCAAACUUGAACUCUUCCACAUCAGUUGCAACAGUAUCCCCAUCCUCUACAACAAGUUCUGUUGGAAAUGUGAAGAUUAAAAAAGAACCAUUUGAUCCUUAUGAGAAUGAAUUAACAGGAAGUGGAGUUAGUAGUAGUGUCCUUGGAAAUGUAAGAGAUUUUCUGGAGAGGAAAGCCUCAGAUAUUAAUCAAAAUCAAUCGGGCGUAAAAUAUCCUGUAUUGAAAGAAGGAUUACAAAAGCCACCUCUGACCGCUUCUGCCACAACCCAGAUGAUGUAUUUACCAGUUACAACAUCUGGAUCAUUGAUAUCAAAUUCAAUUUUCCGUACAAGUCUUCCAAUGGGUAGUAUUCCUGCCCCGAUGGUUUACAACUCUAUACCAGGAGCUGCCGUAAGACCAAUGGUAUCAUAUCCUUCAUUGAAACCUGUUGCACCGAUAGUUCAAGAUUUUAGUAAACCAGCUCCAACUCCACAACUGUCCAUAUCAUCACCUGUAUCAUUACAGCCUCCACGUCUUAUUGCUGCUCCGGGAACAAAAUCUCAUACACCAUCAGUACCUGAUAUGAAUGGUGUCAAACAAAAUGAAACUAACAAACAAGGACAGUUACUUACACUACCACCUGCAGUAAUCAAACGUUUGAAUUUGACUCAACCAGUGUCUCUGAAAAUUAACAACACACAAGUAACAGUGCCGCCGUCUUCUUUUCUACACACUGCGCAAGGAUUAAAACUAUUUCUGCCUAAAAAUACUUUUCCAGUCAAUACAGGUGAAACAGCCAAAUUGAGUGUGACUGUUACUAAUGAUAAAACAUUGAGUUUAGAUACAGAAUGUGGUAGUGGGCAGCUUCCAACGAUAGUCCCAAAUUCUAGUCGUACUUUGGCAGAAACUCCAAAUGAGUCUCCUAAAACUAGACAAUUUAAAUGGGGUAUAAAUCCAGCUAGUUGUUUUAUCCAGUGUUUAUAUGGAGGUUUUGACUGCAUGUUAUUAAUAUUCAAUUAUCUGAAUGUUAGAGAUCUGUUCAGGGUUGCUUCAGUUUGUAGGACUUGGAGAAAAUUAGUAAUGCAUCCAUGUUUGUGGAGAGAAGUAAGAUUUAGAAAUAUGAAGAUAGCAGAUUGGGAAAAGGCAGCUAAAUAUCUUUCCAGGAGAGCAGUAGAAAUUCUGGAUUUACGGGGAGUAAGCCAUUAUGAAGAUAGAAAUAAGACAUGGCACCAGUUAAUUUCUAACAUACACCUAUUUACCUGUGUUCAUACACUCCACUUUGGUGCCGUGCCUGGAUCUGUGUUACAGGCUCUGUGUGAGAAGACCACACAGUUAGAAACCCUGUCAGCAGAAUGGAUUAGUGACUCCACAAAUGAACAAAUGAAGACAAAUCCAACAAAGUUGGACAUAGGAAAAUUUUCAUCUUUAGCUGACUUAAAAGUACUGAAAUUGAGAGGCAUUUCUGGUCUUGCUCUUCCAGCAUUCUCAUUUAGUGGCGGAAUAAGUGAGCUGAAAUCGUUAAAACAUUUGCAAAAGCUGUCAUUAACAACUUUGAAGGACUUUGAAUCUGAUAAAGAAUUAGAAUUCCUAACUUUAUUACCAAAUCUGGUCCAUCUAGAAUUAGGAGACUGUACAUCAUGGACACCAGAGACAUACUCAAUAAUUGGUAAAUUGACAGAACUGCGGACAUUAAGAUUAGAAUGUGGAGGAAAUAGUUAUGAGACUGGUUUACCUGAAGCUCUGGGUAAUCUUACAAAACUUGAAAACCUGGAAUUAAUAGAAUUCCUGAUACCUGAGAACUUACACAAAACUUUAGAGAAGCUUGAGAAUUUGAAAUCCCUAAAUGUGUGGCCAGACACAUCUAAUCAGCCUGCAGCACAGGUGAAUUCCUAUACCCUUAACACAGUAGCCAAGCUUAAAUCAUUACAACAGUUAGAAUGGGGAAUUCUUAGCAAUAAUAACUCUUCCAUUAUCUUAGAUGGUGAAGAUAUGAACAAACAGCAAACACAAAACAACCAGGAAUGGAUUCCAUUCUUACCAGCAUCUGACAAUGGAUAUGAUGCUUUAAGUGAAUCUUUGACAGAAUAUAUCAGUCUGGUUAACUUUAAAGAGAAGUUGACAAAACUCUUGCCAAGUACCAAAUUGAAUGUGUUCAGUGCACAGACCAUCUCUAGAGAAGAAGUAGAUAGCUGAUUACUUAAUAGAUUCCAGUUUGAAAUGUUGAAUUUGUUUACAUUUGCACACAAUGUACAUUAAAACAUACAGCGUUGAAGUUUUUAAUUUAAAAAAAUAGUUAAAGGAUGUUUAAAAUUUUAAAAUGGGUGCUUUUAGUAGGAUCAAAUUUGUUAUUAAUUUUUUUCCUCCACAGUGCUGUAGAUAGAAGUGAUAAGUGCUUUUAAAUGGUUGCCAUGACUGACGAAAUAUUUUCGUAAUAUCUAUACAGUAAAGUGGUUAAUUUUACAUAUAGUAAAUUUCAUGCUUUCUGGUACCAAACAUGUUCAUUUGGUUUUUUUGGCUGUUUUUCUUAAUUAUGACCUUACUUAUUGAUUGAAUUUAUUCAAAAAGAUAUUUUCCUGAUAUCUGAGUUGAUAUCUUAGUAACAAAAUUAACAAGAAAAGCACUCCUAAAAAUUUCCCACUUUACAACAGGAAGGCAGUUUUUUUUUUCUUUUUAAUUUAUUAUUUUUUCCUUUAAAAUUUUUAUUAAAGUUAUACAUUGGAACUGCCAUUUAUAUCUAUCGAAAAUAAUUACUGUCUACAGUCUUAGGAUUAGGUUAACAGGAAAUAAAUAUUUAAAAACCUCAGUAGAUACACACCAGUAGAAAGUCAAGUAUACGUUGAAAUUAGUGCCAUAAUACUAGGGUAUCUAAAUUUAUUAUCAAAUAUUGAUUUACAUCUAAAUAGGUAAACAUAGCAGCAACUAUAUGCUCCAACUUUCAGGGAUAUCAUCAGUUGUCUGAUUCACAAAAUUAAUCAAUUAUAAUUGAUCAAUUUAGAGAUGUUAUUUUCAGGAAUCAGCGUAAAUUUCUUGCAUAUUCCAUGUCAAUUUUUUUAAGAAGGUCAUUUACGUUGAAUUAUUUUUAUGAUUCUCUGCAAGACUCCUUUUCAAGGCAAGUUAUGCAAAACUUAAUUGUUACACUUUUAAUAUUAUUUCAAUUUCAGUACUGAUUAUUAUUCCACAUAUUAAAUUUUGAUUUGUGUUUGUUAUACAUGACACUUUUAUAACACAAGGAAUAUGUAGAAAAUAUUUGAUGACAGAUCAGCAUGUGUUCUUAUACCUUUGACCUCUUGUUCCCACAGUAAGAUUGAACCUUUGACCUCUUGUUCCCACAGUAAGACUGAACCUUUGACCUCUUGUUCCCACAGUAAGAAUGAGCCUUUGACCCACAGUAAGAUUGAACCUUUGACCACUUGUUCCAACAGUAAGAUUGAACCUUUGACCUCUUGUUCCCACAGUAUGAUUGAACCUUUGAAUUCUUGUUCUUUUUGUAAGAUUGUACUUUUUACCUCUUGUUCUCACUGUAAGAUUGUACAUUUGAACUCUUGAUCCCAUGGUUAGAUUGUACCUUUGACCUCUUUUAUCCACAUUAAGAAUGAACAGUGACCCUUUGACUUUUUGAUCCCAUGGUAAGAUUGAACAAGUGUCUAUUGUUUGUAAUUGAUUGACAGAUGUUCUGUGGUAUACCUUGUUAAUUAUAGAUUAUCAGUGAUUCUGAAAAAGAGAUGGAGUUUUUUGGCUACAGUCUCAUCAUGGGGAUUAGCCCUGAGAUGAGAUGUUGCAGAGAAACUUCCUUGUGUUGGAAAGACCAUAGUUAAUCUGUUUAUAGAUAUUUUUCUAGACGUCAACAUUGUCAAUAACAUUGGGUUAUGAUGUCAUCAUAUUCUUCAGUACUUGACUGAGAAAACCCCUUUUUAGUCGGGUAGCGGUGUGAUGGAAAAUUAUCAUACGGAAACAAAAGAAAAUAUUAGAAAUAGCGAUAUAAUAUUUUUCAAUAAAUUAUGGAUAAAAAAAACUUGAUCUGCUAUCAGAUAAUGAACUUGAAACAUUAUUUUUAAAUUCAGUUUUAUUUUUUCCUAUGAAGAACUGUUCCUACAAGAUUUGUAUAUGUGGCUGAGAAUACAGAGUGAUGUGAUCUCCAUCCUGCAGUUGGGAGUUAUAUUACAUCUUGGACUCCAUGGGGGAACUAAACAAAAAAUAAAUUUUGUUGAAUCUAAAAUGAUCAUAAUAAAAAUCAUUAUGAAAAAAAAAUAAGACGAUGUGGUAGAUGAGUUUACCAAGAUGUUAAAGCAACAAUAUUACUCAAAUUAAUUGCCAGAUAAAUACAUAAAUACAAAAUAUAUUUAGUGUCCUUAAAUAUCAGCUGUAUUUGAGCUUGAAACAAGAGAAAUGUUCGCUUAAGCUUGUAUUUCACCUGUUUCAUAUCAUUGUACAAAUACAGCUGAUAUUUAAAGUCACUAAACAUAUAUUAUCUAGGUUUGAUGUAAGCUUUACGUUUAUUGUAAUAAAGCUGAUCAUGAGAUUCAGUAGGGGAUUUUUGAGUUCAUGUGCAUUUUUGAUUAUUAAGAUGUCGAUAAGAUGUACCUUAUUUUUGUUUUACUUAAAACGUUACAAGCAUUGUUGUUGUUUUUAAUUUUUAUGUCAGUUGAACAAUUUUGACAAAGAGAUUAUUAUGUUGUAUUAUACUGUAAAUAAUUUCACAUUCAUCUUAAAUAUUUGUGCAAAAUUAAGCUAGUAGAAAAAGAUGAUAUGAGCUUUUGCCAGUAGCUACUAGUAUGUCUUUGUAUGAAGCUGUCUUUAUUUGAGUCUCUCCAUAAUAUUAUUUGCUCUGUUUUUUAUUCUUUUUUUUUAGAAUUUUAUUCAAACACCAGUAACUCAAAUACAUGAUUCUUUAUACUCAGUUAUGUCAUUACAUUAUCAUCAUCCUUGUAUAGUCCAUUGUGUAUAAUCAUGACUAAGAUUCAGCAGAUUGCAUUUUGUUCUGGUUGACCUUUGCAUGGACUUUAAACUUCAUGAAAAUUGUACUUGUCUGGACUUUAUUUUGUAAUGCCUGCACAUCUAGAGUUGAUUAUGUGGUAACGAUCAAGUUUUGUGUUUUGUUCCAUUUUGACAGAUUUUUUUGUUAUUAGGAAUUUGUGUCAAACCAACACAUAUAGAUUUGAAUGAAUUGAGUGAUCCUAAUAUUACUAUAUUUGAAGCAGAAAAGACCAAUACAGAAGUUCUGAGAUAGCCUGUAUCUUCAGGUCCAAUCUCUUUUCACACACACAAGUCAUAUAAUUACCCCAGAAAGUUAAGCAUGGUUAGAAUCCACAACAUCUUUUGAAUGAAAUAUCCACUUAAGGGUAAAUUCACAUGCUUAUAAGUUUUUAACUUGGUGUGGGAGUUAAAAAUUAAAAAAAAAAAUUAAGUGAAAAUCUUUUAGGAACUUUCUACUGUAAAUUCAGAAAUUAUUGCAUGCAUUUAUUAUUGCGAAUCCUUGACAACUCAACUGGCAAAAAUGCAAAAUCUAAUUAAUGUGAUUGGCAAAUAUCUGACAUGGGAAAAACAUUUUCUGAAUUUCCAGUAUUUGCUGAAUUAACCUGCAAAAAAGACUUAAGAAAAUGCAUAGAAAAGGGUCUUAUGAUAAAUCCUUUUCAAAUUCAAUGUUGAAACGACCACUAUGUCAGGAUUCUUGAAUAUCGUCCUAAUGAUUUGUAAGAUAUAAAUAUAUCAUUAUUUCAUUUUGUUCCUUCAUGUACAGUAUUUAAAUUUUCAUCAAAGACCAUCCUCCAUUAUUCUUUUAGAAACAUUCUAAAUCCUUGAGUCAUUUUUGUAUUGAUAUACAUGUUGGAUAACGUUUUUUUGCCCAAAAUUAAGGUAAACUAUAUAAUAAAUGUUUAAUGGUCCAACAUUUAAUAAUUCAAAUCUAUGCAUACUUUUAAGGUUAAUGUUUGAUUUUGUUUUUAAAAAAGAACAAAACUAUUGUGUUCAAGAAAUUUGAUGAAUAUACCGCAAAGUGAACAUUAAAUGGCCAGCAAUUAAUCAGUUAAUUUCUAUAUUGAUGGUCUUUAGACGGUAUUAUAAAAAUCAUAUGAACAAUGUAUAAGUUCAUUAAAUUGUUUGUUCUUUUUAUCUGUCAUAAGGUUCAAAUAUGCAUUCUUCAUUUUUAAUAUCUAUGGAAAUAGAGGUCAUGUUCGAAUAAUCCAAGGAAACAGUACAGGUAUAAAUAAUAUUUUAAUUUAGUAUGAACAAAUAGAUUUUUACAUGAGAACAUUUUUAAUGUCUAUGGUUGCAGUUGAAUUUUUACAAUAAAUACAUACUUAAAUA
Messenger RNA from Mytilus californianus (California mussel), 8824 nucleotides. RefSeq lists its product as uncharacterized. The transcript has 16 exons. The coding region runs from base 146 to 4714 and encodes 1522 amino acids. Gene Ontology annotation, molecular function: protein binding; DNA binding. The record is from RefSeq and is a predicted model, not a curated record. NCBI's taxonomy places the organism in Eukaryota, Metazoa, Mollusca, Bivalvia, Mytilida, Mytilidae.